Messenger RNA from Magnolia sinica, 2622 nucleotides. RefSeq names its product subtilisin-like protease SBT1.5. Bases 39 to 2390 code for a protein of 783 amino acids. The transcript has a single exon. Lineage: Eukaryota; Viridiplantae; Streptophyta; Magnoliopsida; Magnoliales; Magnoliaceae. The record is from RefSeq and is a predicted model, not a curated record. Gene Ontology annotation, molecular function: serine-type endopeptidase activity. Gene Ontology annotation, biological process: proteolysis.
CAGAUAACAAAUCGCAUCUCCUCUCUCUCUUUCUUAAAAUGCAUAUCUCCCUCUUCCCUAUUCUUCUUUCUCUCUUCUUCUUCUCCUUCUCCACCAUUUCCACAUCUACCCCCGACCAAUCAAAAACGUACAUCGUCCGUGUCUGUCGCGACUCAAAACCGUCAGUUUUCUCCGAACACAGCCACUGGUAUGAAUCCACCCUCAACUCUCUUCCUUCUCAAAACCCAUCCCCAGACUCCGUCCUUCGCGUCAUACACACCUAUUCCACCCUCUUCCAUGGCUUCUCCGUCCGUCUCACCUCUUCCCAAGCCCAAACCCUCCAAUCUCUCCCCCACGUCGCAGCCGUCGUCCCCGAGCAGAUCCGCAAAAUCCACACCACACGAUCCCCCCAAUUCCUCGGAUUAAAGUCCCAGGACAGCUCCGGCCUCCUCGCUGAGUCCGAUUUCGGAUCCGAUCUCGUGAUCGCCGUUAUCGACACCGGUAUCUGGCCCGAACGGCGCAGCUUCGGCGAUCGAGAUCUCGGGCCCAUCCCCGCCAAAUGGAAGGGCCGAUGCGAGACGGGGCGCGGCUUCCCUUCGUCGUCCUGCAAUCGCAAGCUGAUCGGCGCGAGGUUCUUCUCCGGCGGAUAUGAGGCCACCAACGGUAAGAUGAACGAGACGCUGGAGUCCCGCUCCCCGCGGGACUCUGACGGCCACGGGACCCACACGGCAUCGAUCGCCGCCGGGCGGUACGUUUUCCCGGCCUCGACGCUUGGAUACGCCCGCGGCGUCGCGGCCGGGAUGGCGCCCAAGGCCCGGCUCGCCGCCUACAAGGUCUGCUGGGCCGCAGGGUGCUUUGAUUCCGACAUCCUGGCCGCGUUUGAUGCGGCAGUAGCGGAUGGCGUGGAUGUGAUCUCGCUCAGCGUCGGCGGGGUCGUCGUGCCAUACUACCUCGAUGCCAUCGCAAUCGGGGCAUUCGCCGCCGCCGACCGAGGGGUCUUCGUGUCGGCGUCCGCCGGCAACGGCGGGCCCGGGGGGCUGACGGUCACGAAUGUCGCGCCAUGGGUUGCGACCGUCGGCGCCGGAUCGAUGGACCGGGAUUUCCCCGCUGACGUCAAGCUUGGGAACGGUCGGAUCGUCCCAGGCGUGAGCGUCUACGGCGGACCCGGGCUCGCCUCCGGCCGGCUUUACCCGCUGACAUACGCAGGGAGUGAAGGGGGUGACGGUUAUUCAUCUUCGCUCUGUUUGGAGGGAUCUCUAAAUUCCAAUUCUGUGAAGGGGAAGAUUGUUUUGUGUGACAGAGGAAUCAAUUCCAGGGCUGCCAAAGGAGAGGUUGUGAAGAAAGCAGGUGGCAUUGGCAUGAUUCUAGCCAAUGGGGUGUUUGAUGGGGAGGGCCUAGUGGCUGACUGCCAUGUGUUGCCGGCGACCGCUGUCGGCGCAUCCAGCGGCGACGAGAUUCGCAAGUAUAUCAGCUCAGCGUCGAGUGGACGGUCCAAGUCGCCGCCAACAGCGACGAUUGUGUUCCGUGGGACCCGGCUCGGUGUCCGGCCUGCGCCGGUUGUUGCCUCAUUCUCUGCCCGUGGCCCCAACCCAGAGUCGCCAGAUAUCCUGAAGCCAGAUGUGAUCGCCCCUGGAUUGAACAUACUCGCGGCCUGGCCUGACAGCGUCGGUCCGUCCGGCAUCCCUUCUGACAAGCGACGGACGGAAUUCAACAUUCUCUCUGGGACGUCAAUGGCGUGCCCUCAUGUUUCAGGCCUUGCAGCAUUGCUAAAGGCCGCCCACCCAGAUUGGAGUCCGGCCGCCAUCCGCUCUGCCUUGAUGACGACUGCCUAUGUUAAGGACAACCGUGGGGAGACAAUGCUUGAUGAAUCAACCGGGAACUCAUCGACCGUCUUGGAUCACGGCUCGGGGUAUGUGAAUCCCCAAAGAGCAAUAGAUCCUGGGCUAGUGUAUGAUCUUUCGCCGGGCGAUUACAUCGACUUCCUAUGCAAUUCAAAUUACACUGAGAAGAACAUCCGGGCGAUCACCCGGAGAUAUGCUGACUGCAAAGGGGCACGAAGGGCGGGCCAUGUAGGCAAUUUGAAUUACCCCUCCUUUGCAGCAGUCUUCAUGCUAUAUGGCCGAAGGAGAAUGUCCACACACUUCAUUCGGACAGUGACGAAUGUGGGGGACCCCAAAUCGACAUACCGAGCAAUGGUGAAUGCUCCAGCGGGGAGCACUGUGUCUGUAGAGCCAAAAGUGCUCUCGUUCAGGCGGCUCAAUCAAAAGCUCAGCUACCUUGUGAGGGUGGAAGCCGAGGCUGUUCGGCUAUCUCCAGGGACCUCCAACAUACAGGGCGGUUCUCUCUCAUGGACCGACGGGAAGCACACCGUCACUAGUCCCAUUGUCUUGACAAUGCAGGCACCUCUGUAACCCUUGCUUAGGGUUUAGGGUUUUAGAGUUUUUUAAAUUAUAUAUUAAUUAUAAGAGUGUUUUUUUCCCUAUAAAAAUGUCUUAAUUAUCUUGAAUGUAUGCACGUGUUUAUCCGCCUUUUGUUUAAAGGGUUUUUUUAAGAAUAUCUUAAUUAACUUAAUGAGGAUAUUCUAAAGUUCUUUUGUAAAUUAAGAACAUGUUUCCAGUGAAAUGUGAAUGAUGAAGGUUGUAA